Molecule: messenger RNA, 2599 nt
Organism: Venturia canescens
Lineage: Eukaryota; Metazoa; Arthropoda; Insecta; Hymenoptera; Ichneumonidae
Product: mitochondrial intermediate peptidase
Exons: 9
Coding region: 421-2523 (700 amino acids)
Biological process (GO): peptide metabolic process
Cellular component (GO): mitochondrion
Molecular function (GO): metalloendopeptidase activity
Source: RefSeq, a predicted model, not a curated record
CGUUCGAACUGUCAAAAACGUCAAGGCCGAAAAAACACAUAAAUACCACCUUCACCUUCACAAUUUGUGUUGUACUACGCCAACUACACUUGUGUAUUGUGUAUGUGGUUCGGUCCACAUGAUAGAAAAUCGAUUUAUUUGAACUCAGAAAUUUACGUUUACGCAACAGCCUAUCGCGAGUAAAAUAUAAAUUGCUGAUGAGCGCGUCAAAAUAAUUUAAACAAUCGUGAUGUCACUCUCGAUCCUCUCGAUUUGUUCAUUUCUUGAUAUUGUUAACUCCGUUUUGUACGAAAUUCUUCCAUAACCUCCAAAUUCCAAAGCUAUGCACUCGACAAUUGGGUAUAAUUAGAUCGCUGGUCGAUGACAGAAAAUCUGUUAUAUUUGUUUAAAGCAAUCGUGGAAUAAAUUGACGGAACAAUCAUGUUACGUGUACUUAGAGAAUCUCUAGGAAACAGAAAGAGAGUGCUGUGGAAAAGAGGUUUAAAUACGUGGUCCCCACUCGCGACUGCUUUCAACUCGAAAGCUUCGGUUGAUUGCGAAUUUAGUUUAUUUCGUAAAGAAAUUGGACUUUUUGGCAUCCCAGAGCUUAAAUCUGCUGAAGGCUUUAGAGAACUAGAAGAAAUGGCAAUAUCGGAGUCCAACAGACUGAUCGAGGAGACUACGGGUCCUACUAGGAGUCGUAAAAUGGUUCAAGUGUUCGACGAGCUGUCUGACACACUGUGCAAAGUUGCAGAUAUGGCAGAGUUUGUGCGGAUCGCUCACCCCGAAGAAAGUUUUUGUCGAGCUGCAGAAGACACUUGUCUCGCUGUUAGCGGGAUUGUUGAACAAUUGAACACACAUAGGGGAAUGUACAACGCACUGUCGAACGUUGUUAAAGAGGGGGACAUUGUUGAAACAACCGAUAUCGAUAAUCAUGUUUCUAAAUUAUUUCUAUUUGAUUUUGAACAAAGUGGUAUUCAUUUACCCGAAAAUCAGCGACAAAGAGUAGUGGAAUUGAACGAUUAUAUACUACAAAUAAGCCAAAAAUUUAUGGCAGGUGCAGCGACACCAAGAGCUGUCAAAACUGAAGCUUUACCAACAAAUAUAAGACAUUAUUUUGCAAAAGGGGAUGGACAAUCACUGAUCCACGGCCUCUAUCCAGAUUCCAACGAUGCUCUUGCCCGUGAAGCAGCUUACAAAAUUUUCCUUUACCCUGACGAGAAGCAGGAAUACUUGUUGAAAGAAUUAUUAAACUCGCGUCAUCAUCUCGCACAGAUUUGUGGUUUUCCUACGUAUGCUCAUCGUGCCAUAAAAGGAAGUACCGUCGAAAGUCCCGACGUUGUGUGUGAUUUUCUCAACAUUCUCAACGAUGAUCUCCGUGAAAGGGCCCGGAACGAUUUUAAUGUCAUGAGAAACAUGAAGAAAGCCGAUUCGACGAUAGAACAGGAUUUAAUGGACUGGGACACGGCAUACUACACAACGAAAGCAAAAAAAUCAUGGCUCAACACGAGCAACACCGAGUUCACACCCUAUUUUUCUCUCGGAGCUUGUAUGGAUGGUUUGAAUAUUUUGACUCAGUCACUUUACGGUGUUACUUUGAAACCCGAAACAGUUGUGCCUGGUGAAGUUUGGUCAGAGGACAUAUACAAAUUGGCUGUUGUCGACGAGAACGAGACAAUAUUGGGACACAUUUAUUGCGACUUUUAUGAAAGAAAUAAUAAGCCUAAUCAAGAUUGUCAUUUCACUAUAAGAGGAGGAAGACAAUUGCCUGAUGGGAGUUACCAGAAUCCCAUCGUCGUCCUCAUGUUAUCCUUGGCUUCCCCAAAGUGGUCGAAUCCAUGUUUACUCAAUCCGUCAUCAGUGGAUAAUUUAUUCCACGAAAUGGGACACGCUCUUCAUUCGAUGCUGGGAAGAACGCAGUACCAGCACGUAUCAGGCACUCGUUGCAGUGCAGAUUUUGCUGAAGUUCCUAGUGUACUGAUGGAAUAUUUUGCUAGCGAUCCAAGAGUGGUUCGAUUGUUCGCCAAACAUUUCGAAACUGGCGAGCCUAUGCCCGAGAACAUGUUGCAGAAACUGUGCGCAUCGAAAAACAUGUUCCCAGCAUCGGAACUUCAGCUUCAAAUUUUUUAUAGUAUGCUCGAUCAAGUUUACCAUUCGAAAGAAUUGAAAGGCUCGAGCACAGAAAUUUAUAAGGACAUACGAUCGAAAUUUUAUGAACUUCCCUACGUUGAAAACACGGCAUGGCAGUUGAGAUUCACUCAUAUAGUUGGCUAUGGAGCAAAAUAUUAUGCUUAUUUGAUAUCACGCGCCGUAGCUUCGUGGAUUUGGCAAACAUAUUUCCAAGUAGAUCCACUGAGCCGGUGUUCCGGUGAACGUUACCGUCACGAGUGUCUUGCUCACGGUGGUGGAAAGCCGCCAUCGAAAUUGGUCUCCGAUUUUCUCAACAAAGAAGCGAGCUCAAUGAAUUUUGCAAAGUCUCUGAUAACUGAAAUCGACACGAAGAAUGAUCACAUACAGUCGAUCAAGAAAGAAGCAACUACGUAAUAAAAAUGAUAAUGUUCUUGCUGAUGUACAAAAACUGUAAAUGCAACCAGAACAUUUAUCUUUUUCUCAGUUUUUA